Molecule: messenger RNA, 1155 nt
Organism: Emiliania huxleyi CCMP1516
Lineage: Eukaryota; Haptophyta; Isochrysidales; Noelaerhabdaceae
Exons: 2
Coding region: 1-1155 (384 amino acids)
Biological process (GO): tRNA aminoacylation for protein translation
Molecular function (GO): ATP binding; tyrosine-tRNA ligase activity
Source: RefSeq, a predicted model, not a curated record
AUGCGAGCAGGCACUAUAUCGGCACCCGGCGCUGCGGCACAGGCGGCACCGUCAGCGCCCGCCGCGGCGUCCUCUCCCGCGGUGGACGGCGAGGUCGAGCGCAAGGCGGCGUUGCUGCUCAGCGUGGGCGAGGAGUGCGUGAGCGAGGCCGAGCUCCGCUCGCUCGUCGCCAAGAAGCCCAGCUUUGUCCUCUACGACGGCUUUGAGCCGUCGGGCCGCAUGCACAUCGCGCAGGGCGUCUUCAAGGCGAUGAACGUCAACAAGUGCACCGCAGCGGGCGGCACCUUCAUCUUUUGGGUGGCCGACUGGUUCGCACUGAUGAACGACAAGAUGGGCGGCGACCUCGACCGAAUCAAGCUCGUCGGCGAGUACCUGAUCGAGGUGUGGACGGCGGCGGGGAUGGACAUGUCGCGCGUGCAGUUCAAGUGGGCCGCCGACGAGAUCACAAAGCACGCCGGACGCUACUGGACGCUGGCUCUGGACGUGGCGCGCCGCUUCACGGUGGCGCGCGUCUCAAAGUGCUGCCAGAUUAUGGGGCGCAAGGAGGGGACGCUCACCGCCGCGCAGAUGCUCUACCCCAUCAUGCAGUGCACCGACAUCUUCUUCCUCGGCGCAAACAUCUGCCAGCUGGGCGUCGACCAGCGCAAGGUCAACAUGCUCGCUCGCGAGUACUGCGACUCGGCCGGGAUCAAGCUCAAGCCAAUCAUCCUCUCGCACCACAUGCUCUACGGCCUCGCGCAAGGACAAGUCAAGAUGUCCAAGAGCAACAAGGACUCCGCCAUCUUCAUGGAGGACUCCGCCGCCGAGCCCGACGUGCAGCGCAAGAUGAAGAAGGCGUUUUGCGAGCCGGGCAACACGGCGUUCUGCCCGCCGCUCGCGGUCGCGCGCGAGCUGGUCCUCGGCUGCGGCGCGUCGCUCGAGGUGAAGCGGCGCGAGGAGGACGGCGGCGACCGCGCCUUCGGCAAGGCCGACGGCGGGCAGCUGGCGAGCGAGUUCGCCGCCGGCGCGCUGCACCCGGGCGACCUCAAGCCGGCGGUGCGCGACGCGGCGUGGGGGACGCUCUCGCGCGUGCGCGCCGCCGUCGCCGCCGACAAGGCGCUGGCGGCCGCGGAGAAGGAGGUGGCCAAGGCGGCGAAGAAGAAUAAGAAGAAGUGA